ACAGGUUUGCUAGACAGUAGAGGAUUCAGAGAGAGAAAGACAGACUUUAGACUUCUGAACUUGUCGCUAACAACACGCCUGCCCCUCAGACAGAGGAAAAAGAAAGAGGCGAAAGAAGAAUGAGAGAGUUGAUUAUCUAGAAAGGGUGCGUAACUUCUCUGUGACUGUGGUGGGAUUGUGUGUUUGGGAGCCCGAACUUUCGGAUUCAGUCUGGAUGGGAAUUCCUGCUGUGCUUGUCAGAUGGGGAUUAUUCCAUGAACGGCUGGAUCUCGUUACUGAUAGCUGAUGGCGAUGACAGCCCUGUUCCGAAUGUGGGGACAUAAACCUCAAGUGGUCCAGACCAAACCUCAGGCGCCAGUGGCCCAUCUGCCCAGCGAGGAUGACGAUGAUGACGAUGAGACGUUACCCGGCAGAGCUCCUAUACGCAGGAAUUCACGGUUUUACCGUUCAAUGAGAAAGAAAAAGUUGCCGUCGUCUUCAGAACAACAAGAAAGCCCCUCCUCCUCUCCUAAACAAGCAAUGGACCCCGCCUCCUACAACAGGCUCAGCCCCUCUGCGGCAAAUCGACUUCCACACUCUCCCAGAAUGCAUCAUUCACCUUCUCGCUCUGGAAUGUCGUUGCCAAGCAACGGGAUUACUGUGCUGGGAGGAGUUCGCUCUCGGUCUCCGUUGGCGACGCCAGGAGGUUGGCCGCGUAGACAAGAAAUGGAAGAGCUGAGUGAACGGACAACAAGUGCCUGCACUAUGCAGGACAAUGACACCACUGCCGACCCUGACAACAUCACGCUCCGGCUGGUGAGGAAUGGUGACAGUCCGCAGAAGAUGGCAGUAGAGAACUCCUGCCGCAAUCUCAACAUUGUGAAGAGAGUUGAUGUUUUGUAUCAAGAGUACCGCGACACCUCUAAGCAGCAGGAGAUCGAGCAGCGUCGACAGAGAGAUGGGCUUCCGGCUGCAGGGUCAGGGGUCUCGGCUGCGCCUGCUUUACAGCUACAGCUGAGGAACAGCAUGCAUUCACUGAGCCUCUGGCAAAACCUGGAGGCUGUGAAGGACAGUGGACUACUGAAGACACUGGAGACAAAGGAGAUCAUACUGCAGGAGGCCAUGUUUGAACUGGUGACCUCUGAGGCGUCGUACUACAAAAGCCUGGAGCUGCUGGAGACCCACUUUCUACGAAACCCUCUGCUUGUCAACACCUUGAGUCAGUCUGACAUGCACUUCCUGUUCUCCAACAUUGAGGACAUCAUGAAGGCAAGCGAGAGGUUCCUCAUGGAUCUGGAACACAGGAUCGAAGAGUCCAUCCUGAUCUCAGACGUGUGCGACAUUGUUCAUAUUCACGCUGUUAACCACUUCCAAGUCUUCAUCAGCUACGUCAUCAACCAGGCGUACCAGGAGAAGAACUACAGACGGAUACUACAAGAAAAUGCUCUUUUUCGAGAGAAUAUUGCCAUUUUGGAGAAUCAGCCGAAAGUGAAGGGCCUCUCGUUUACCUCCUUCCUCAUCCUCCCCUUCCAGCGAAUCACGCGACUCAAACUACUUGUUCAGAAUAUUCUGAAGAAGGUGGAAGAAAAUUCCGAGAGCGAAAAGACUGCAAUAUUAGCUCAUCAAGAGUUGGAAAGGAUUGUGAAGGAGUGCAAUGAAGGAGUGAGGAAGAUGAGUCGCACUGAAGAGCUGAUCAGCAUCGAGAAAACACUUGAAUUCAAGUCGAAGUCGGUGCCGGUGAUUUCUCACUCUCGCUGGCUCCUGAAGAAGGGUGAGGUGCAGCAGAUGUCCGGACCCAAGAGCACCAGGACCAUGCGCAGCCGCAAGCUCUACCACCCGAUCUACCUGUUCCUGUUCAAUAACCUGCUGCUCAUCACCAAACGCAGCUCCAGUGGAGAGAAGUACCAGGUUCUGGACUCUUGCAGUCGCUCCAUGCUGAGGACUGAAGACCUGGAGGAUCAGGGUCAGAUGCUGGCCUGUGCGUUUGUGCUGAAACUGCUGGAGAACCAGGAGGACAGAGAAGUCAGCUACAUGCUCAAGUCUGAAAGCAUAAGUGAUAAACUGCGCUGGAUAUAUGCUUUGACUCCAAACCGACGUACGAGAUUCCUCUCAACCAGCACUCACCAACCAGAUUCUGCACAGGUUCAGUGCAUCCAGUCCUACUCCUCUCAGGAACCUGAUGAGCUCUCUGUAGAAAUGGCUGAUGUGCUGCACAUUCUGGAGUGCACAGAUGAUGGCUGGAUGUUGGGUGAAAGGUUGCAUGACGGCGAGCGAGGCUGGUUCCCCAUCCGCGUGGUGGAGAGGAUCAUGAGCGCAGAAGUUCGGGCUCAGAACCUUAAAGAGUGUCAGAGGAUCCAGCAGGCUCAGGAAGGAGCGCAGGGGGCCAGAGCCGCCUCCAGGGGGCGCCGCCCUGCCAAAAGUCCGCAGUACACUCCCACCUGGACCGACCUGUAGAUAAAGAACAAGAAACGACAUUGCAUAACCACCACAACCAUUCGUUCACCUAAUUCCUGACCCGGUAACCCGGAAGCAGCGCCCCCUAGAGGUCGCGGCGGACCAAUUGUCAUUCUGUGUCCAGUGUUUUAUUGAAUACAUGUCCGGCGUCACACUGAGGACUCGACAGGGUCAUGGAACAGCUCUUGCACUAUAAGCACUAAUGUUUUUGAAUCGCUGCUUCCAUACAGUCCUAACACGAUGUUAGCAUGAAGGAUUUCAACUUCCGCAAUCACACACGGGGACCACUUUUCUGACGCAGGCGCAAACGAGGUGAAGGACAACAAAUGCUACGUCAGGACAUGCUUCUCUGGAAAAGGAAUGUAUUAAUGUGCAUGGUCACACCUUACUGACAAUACAGGUUUGUGUUUUUAAACUAAACUCUGAGGACAAAGAGGAUGUACUGUACCGUAUGGAGCUCAUUCUCCUCGCAUCCACUUGAAGAACAAAACGAAAAUAAGAGAGAGAAAAAGAACAAAGUUAAUCAAAUGCACAGAUCAGGCAUUUUGAAUGCAAUUUUUUUUGGGAACAUGAAGGUAAAAACUGCAGAUGAAUAACACUGAGGUGUUUUUUGCACGUGCUGCAUGAACAUUAAACAAUGUUUUCCUACACAAAACACUACACACAAGAGAGUAAUGUUGUUAAAGCAGUCCAACAUCUGUGUCCUAACCAGAUGCAACAUGGUAACUUUCCAGCAUCAAGCCAUUUGUCCAUACUCAAAGUAAAAAUGCUCAGUGUUGUGGCUUAUUCAGGGCCAUUUCUAGCCAUUUUGACGCCCAGGAGAAAUCCCUAUAAUCAAGAUCGUUUAAAAGAUUACAUAACAAACUGAUUUUGUAAACACUCAAAUCUUAAAUAUCAACAUUAAUACACUUCUAAAUUAUAUAUAAUUUAUUUUCAGACUGCAGUUUCUUGUCACAUUCACAUUGGUUGUCAUAGUAACGACACUAAUGUGUGGUGAUUCCGCACAUUGUGAGUUCCACAAAUCUGAACGCAUUAUUUGUAAAUUGACUGUUAAGAUAUAAAUUUUGCACUAUUAAUCAUCUGUAAUACCACUGGAUGCCUGUAUAGCCCUAUAUAAAACAUAUAUAAACAGGUUUGUUAAUCCCUAAUUGCUAAGAAUUUUUCAUCACUCAAAAAUAAAUUUUUAUUACAUUUGGAUUUGGAUACAUAUUAUCAAUUGCCCCUUUCACACAUACAGUCUUUACUGGUAAAUAACCGGUAAAUUACCGUUAAGAGAUCAUGUGUGAACAGGACCUUUUCAAAAUUAUUAAGUUGUAACAUUAGCAGUAAAUUUUGUGGUCGCUGACAUCUCAUAGCUAGUUAGGUCAAAAAUAUCUAUUUACAGAGAAAUAGAUGCUUUUGUCACUUUAUUAUGUUGCAUCUGGUUAGACACGGUUUAACAAUCUUUCAAAGAGAGAAUGUAAUUUUCCUGAGAGACUAGUCUUGCUGCUCGGCUGGAGUAGGUGUUUUUAUAGUUGUGUGCAUGUUCAUAUGAACACCUCUCAUGUUCAAAGUGGUAAAGAGUUGUUGCCAAAUAAUUGUUCCAUUUCAUUUUGUAAAAAGAUAAUUUAUUGCUAAUGAAAAUAAAUUUGAAUGUUGAGAGCUUGUCAUCCCCGUCUCAACUCAUCUAAUAAAUGACAAAC
Sinocyclocheilus rhinocerous is the source of this 4115-nucleotide messenger RNA. RefSeq names its product neuronal guanine nucleotide exchange factor (gene ngef). The transcript is spliced from 15 exons. Gene Ontology annotation, molecular function: guanyl-nucleotide exchange factor activity; protein binding. Bases 286 to 2433 code for a protein of 715 amino acids. The record is from RefSeq and is a predicted model, not a curated record. Lineage: Eukaryota; Metazoa; Chordata; Actinopteri; Cypriniformes; Cyprinidae. Gene Ontology annotation, biological process: activation of GTPase activity.